AUGUCCUCCUACCUCAGCAACCUCCUCACCUCCACAACCUCCCGCUACCAAUCCAUCCGCCGCACCCUCCUCUCCAACGAAGAAGACGGCGACACCGAAGACGACUCCCACAUCAGCCGCGUGCUGCGAGCCUACUAUACGGAAAAAGGCCGCCCGUACCCCCAAUGGCUCCCUCCCGACCCAAAUGAUAGACGAGCCGUCACGCCGCAGCCUCAACUCACAUCCACAUCAAGCUACCUGAGCAGCAUCACCGGCGCCAAAUCCUCCUACGCUCCCGUCCAGAACCAAGCUCAGCAACAACCAGGCGGCCGCAGCAGCCUCAGCGAUCUCUGGGACCCUCCUGCACAAUCACAACCGGCGCCAAUGCAACCGCAAUCCCUCCGUGCCGGACGAAGACCCGUUGCCGCCGCACCUGCACCCAGUAAUCCAGGCGGUCUGGCGCCGCGGCCUCUGCCUUCGCAGCGCGCAGGGUCGUAUCAGAGCAUGCAGUCGAAUCAGUCUGGGAGGCCGACUUAUGAGACAACGCCUUCGACGGGUAGUACCGGUGGGACGGCGCAGGAUAGGUUGAAGGCGCGGUUGUAUGGGACGAGGUCGGCGAGUCCGGGGGGACAGGGGCCGUAUGAGCCGCCGCCGCAGCAGCAGGGAGGUAAUGAUGGGGGGUCGUCGAGGAGGUUUGGGCGGUGA
Messenger RNA from Saxophila tyrrhenica, 684 nucleotides. RefSeq lists its product as uncharacterized. The coding region runs from base 1 to 684 and encodes 227 amino acids. The record is from RefSeq and is a predicted model, not a curated record. The transcript has a single exon. NCBI's taxonomy places the organism in Eukaryota, Fungi, Ascomycota, Dothideomycetes, Mycosphaerellales, Extremaceae.